AACAGGGAGACCAUUUUGUUCCUCAUUUAGUUUAGCGCCUGACAAAGUGUGAAUAGAGUCAUAACGAGCCAGUUUAAAAGACGAUCCAUCCUGACUCAUCCUGACUCACUUUGACGCCUAAACUAUCGCAUAUAUAUUAUUGAGAGGAAACAAGUAAUUAGGAAGACUAUCUCCAUCUCCUUGUUUGGCUAUACACGACAAGAUGUCUGGAAAUGGCACCCCACCUAUCAACUCGGCUCAGAGACCCGUCUCCAAAACGGAGACCUCAAAUCCAAGAGAGUUUCAAAUCAAUCAAAUCAGACGGCGCUUUCGACCCACAGAAAGCCCUGACGACUCGGGAACUACUCUAUCCUUUGGACUCGUUCCUUCAGAUCCAGACUUUCCUUUUGAGCUACAACGAUUACAAUGCGUUUUAUCCGUUCCCCUCUCAUAUCCUGCUCGCGGCAGGCCUUCCUUGAAAGUUGUAAACCCUGAAAUGGGUGCCGAUUUCCAAGAUAACGUCGCAAGAGGAUUUGACGAUAUUGUCGAUAGCUCGCUACGGAUGAAUGGGCGUGGUACAUUACUGAACUGGAUGAAUAGUCUAGAUCGGCACCUGGAGCGUUUAUUAACGACGGUGGAGAGAGCCCCAACGCUGAAGUUUGUUCCAAACGCUGCUCGAAGGGACGAGGUUGCGAGCCAGACCCUCGUCAAGAAUUUGAACUCGUUAUCAGUCUCUUAUGGGAAUACACGGCGCACAGAUCCUGUUCUACCAUCCCCUGCUGAGAUACGUCCGGCGUAUACACUGGAGGAAAAGUCUCAAGCGGAGAAGCGGAGAGCCCUGGAAACAAAGCAAAUUGAAGCACGACUUGGCCGACUGCCGCUGUUUCAAAAGGCCAGAGAUGGCCUUUCAUUUAUUGUGCCCAUUCAACCAACCAAAGUCGACCGACUUCCGAUAUCAGUUCAGGCUGCUAAGACUGUGAAGCUUUCAGUGCCAGCAUUAUACCCUCUGGAGCAAAGUUCCAUUCACCUACAAGGUGUGGAAGGCGUGGAGGCCCGCGCAGUUGAACUUGGAUUUACCCAAUGGCUGAAAGAUCACCUUCAAUUAAACCUGGUGUCACAGGUAAAUUAUCUGGCGAACAACAUGCACAACUUUGCAAAGACGCCCGUUGAAGCGGUUCCUAGCGUACCGCAGGACCUUGAACCAUCAGAGCCCCUUCCAUUCGAAGAGUCGCAACCGUCCAAUGAAGGGGAUUCUCCGAGUUUGGCCGACAAACCUCACGUUCAUGUCGUCCCUCGACCUCCAGAGUGGACUGUAGGCGAAGUUUCGAGCGGCAGUGAUGAGACCGAUAUAUCCUCGACUGAGGACGACUUUUCCGGUGAGGACGAGGAUGACGGUGGAGCACCUGUGCCGAGUCUACCUGAACCCACCGCUGAAUACGGCGUUGCCGUUUCCUUGCCGUUUUUGGAGCUCUAUGGGAUUGAGCUCCUUGAGCUUGUGGGCUUGUAUAUUACUAUCAAAUGUGAUAGAUGCAAGGAGCCUGUGGAUGUGAGGAAUAUCCCCCAAACUAAAGACAGCAGUGGCGCGUUGUCUCCUAAGGUUGAAACUUGCAAGAAAUGUUCAAAUUCGAUGAGUAUUGGAUUCCGUCGACUUUUGAUGCACCCCAACGCCAAUCGUGCGGGUUACUUGGAUUUGGAUGGCUGUACGGUUGUAGACCUUUUACCUAGUGGCUUUAUCCCAACUUGUGCGGAGUGUUCGACCUCAUUCCCUGCGCCUGGCGUUGUUGCUGUGCGUGGAGAGAGCGCAAUGGCUAACUGCCGCCAAUGCCACCGUAAAAUGGUAUUCAAGAUCCCCGAGGUGAAAUUCCUCAAGGUAGGAUCUGCAGCAUUUACAUCUCGGGAACGCGCACCAGUCCGAAGAAAGGAGGUUCUAGGAAUUGUAGCCGGCCAGGAACUACCCAAGCGUGGACGCUGCACGCACUACGGUAAAAGCUAUCGUUGGUUUAGAUUUAGUUGCUGCUCUAAAGUCUUUCCCUGUGACAAAUGCCAUGACGCAGCUACAGACCAUCCGAACGAGCACGCUAAUCGGAUGAUUUGUGGUUUCUGCUCCCGAGAGCAAAUAUACAGACCAGAAAACUGCGGGAUCUGCCGUGCGUAUCUCACCGGCAAGGCCGGGAGUGGAUUCUGGGAAGGAGGAAAGGGAACCCGGAAUAAGGUCCUGAUGAGUCGAAAGGACCCGCGCAAGUAUAAGCGACGAGGAGGGACAACUCCUGGUGGCUCUAGCUCUUCGAAGACGAAGUAGCCCGCGGCCUCUGGCGCAGCAAGGAAGUGCUGAUAAAGGAAGGAAAUCCAGCCACGUCGCUAUUUCUAUAGUUUUACAUAGUUAGAACCUAGGGAAAUUAACGAAAUCGGCCCCUUAUAGUAAAACUAUGGCUAUCGUAAUCAUUUCGUAGCUAAAGAAUUAACUCAACAACGAGAGCAAGUCCAAUGGAUUUUAAACUCAUACAAGGCUGAGAAGAAUUCCAAAAUCAAAGUUAAGUACUAUGUAAAGUACAAAGUACAGAGUACAAAAGAAGGGUCAUUACCGUCGUCGUUGCUACAAUGCCGAAGCC
Aspergillus ochraceoroseus IBT 24754 is the source of this 2588-nucleotide messenger RNA. RefSeq lists its product as uncharacterized. Gene Ontology annotation, molecular function: zinc ion binding. The coding region runs from base 203 to 2278 and encodes 691 amino acids. The record is from RefSeq and is a predicted model, not a curated record. NCBI's taxonomy places the organism in Eukaryota, Fungi, Ascomycota, Eurotiomycetes, Eurotiales, Aspergillaceae. The transcript has 10 exons.